Canis lupus familiaris (dog) is the source of this 3281-nucleotide messenger RNA. RefSeq names its product CD300a molecule (gene CD300A). Gene Ontology annotation, cellular component: plasma membrane. Bases 1425 to 2414 code for a protein of 329 amino acids. The record is from RefSeq and is a predicted model, not a curated record. Gene Ontology annotation, molecular function: transmembrane signaling receptor activity. The transcript is spliced from 7 exons. NCBI's taxonomy places the organism in Eukaryota, Metazoa, Chordata, Mammalia, Carnivora, Canidae.
UGACAUUCGAGACCAUAGCAGUGCCUUUUGGUGGUUAAAUUGGAAAAGGUGCACCUCUGGGGAGAGUUGAUAAUUAUUAGACUAAGUACACCACUAAGGAUGACACCUCUCUUACAGUCUCCUGUUCCAUUCAAGAUCUUGAUCUUGGAGCUUCACGAGUCUUUUCUCUUUCUUUUUUUUUAAGAUUUUAUUUAUUUAUUCAUGAGAGACACAGAGAGAGAGGGAGAGAGGCAGAGACACAGGCAGAGGGAGAAGCAGGCUCCAUGCAAGGAGCCUGACAUGGGACUCGAUCCUGGGAUCCUAGAAUCAUGCCCUGGGCCGAAGGCAGACGCUCAACCGCUGAGCCACCCAGGCGUCCCUUCAUGAGUCUUUUAAUUUAUGACUGCAUUGUCCUAGAAAUUUUUCUGGUGCCUACCUAACUCCGUGCUUGGAACCUUGCAAAGGAGAAUGGGCGAGUCUUUUUGGUUCUCUUGUACCUUCCCGGGAAAGGUGCUCCUGUGGCCAGAAGGGAGCAGGAAAGUGAAAAUGCCCCAAGGAGCAGGGGGGGAGGGCAUUCUUGGGCCUCCAGAGCUAGUGUAGGGCUCCCUCUGAGUGGUACUGGGAAUGAGUAACCACAAGCUCUCAGAUGACAUGUCACAUGAUAGGACUGGUUUCCUAUGCUCAUGUGGCCACACUGUGCAAGCUGAGGGCACUCAUCACAAGGAUGUGUGUGUGUGUGUGUGCACUUGUGUUUGGAGUCUAAGGUCCAGGUGAACCAGGGUGAGAGGGGUCCCUGCAAGUUUGCUGAAUCCCUGAGCUGGGACCAGUACAAACUGCAUAGGAAGGAAGGUCACAGCUUGAGGACAUGUGUCCAAGACUAAGAAUCAUUGGGACUCUGAGGUCCCUGUGCCAGCUUGGGGGUCUGGGCCUUGAGCUGGGAGCUCAUAGUAGGGGAGCGCUCUGGGGCGGCCUCACUGCAGGUGCCACCAGGCCUGGAGAAGGACGCUGGCCCUGGCUCCACCCCACUGGCUCCUCACCCUGACCGCAAGGAAACCAGAGGAAUUACUGUGCCCAGAAGGAAGGAAACUGGGCCCUGUGGUCUUGGGGCUGUGAUGGAGGGGGGAAGGGUGCAGGCCUGUGCCGCUUGGGGGAGCAGGAGGGCUCCCGGCACUGGAAAUGCCUGUGGGAUCUGUGACACAGCUGGGAUGGGUAGGACGGGGCAUGGGUCCUGUGGGGCUCGCCCGUCACCGUCCCCAGAGGCUUUGCUCCCUCAGUGCCCUUCACUUUCUGACCAGCUCUAGGAAUAGAAUCUAAAGAUAUUGAACAAGGAAGCAACCGGCACGAAGAAAAGCAGAAGUGGAAGCCUUGGAGACUCGGCCCUCCUCCUCCUCGAAGCCGCCACGAAGCCGCCUGGCUCUGCUGCAGGUGACAUCUGUGCCAGAGAGAUGGUCUGGAACGGCGGGGUUGCAUGGCUGCCUUGGGCUCUGCUGCUUCUCUGGGUCCCAGGCUGUUCGUCUCUGCGUGGCCCCGACUCCGUGUCGGGCACCGUGGGGGGAUCCCUGAGCGUGCGGUGUCAGUACAAGGAGGGAUUCAGAGACCAUGACAAAUACUGGUGCAAAAGCCCAUGUGUGUGGAAGAAGAUCGUGGAGACCACAGAGUCACAGAGAGAAGUGACGAAAGGCCGCGUGUCCAUCAGGGACCAUCCUGCAGACCUCACCUUCACAGUGACCUUGAAGAACCUCACAGAAGGCGAUGCAGGAACAUACAAGUGUGGGAUCGACACACUGUGGGUUGACCCCACCUUCUCCGUUGUGGUGUCUGUGAACCCAGCAACAAUGUCUACCUCAUCUGCCAGCAUCACUGUAACUCAGAUCUCGACAAUCACAGCUGAAAUGAAGACCAAGUUGUACUGGUCCUCCUCAUCCCCUGCCCCGACCACCACGGGAGCCACCCACAGUGCAAGCAGCCAGGAGGAAUUACAGCCAAGUCAGAGUCUGGGGGGGCCUACAAAAUCCCUGCCUGCUCGACACGGCCCUGUGUCCCCCUCUAGGCUCCAAGUACUCCUCUCCUUGUUGGCACUUCUGCUGCUUCUGCUGGGGGGAAGCUCGCUGCUGGCCUGGAGGAUGAUUCGCAGACACAGACGGGUCAAAGCUGGUGAGAAUUCAGAGCCACUCCGGACCCCUGGUCAGGCUACUCAGCAAGGGGAGCUCUGCUAUGCGAAUCUGGAGCUGCCAAUGUGGCCACUUCGGGCAGAGCCUGUGCAACCGAGGCAGGUGGAGGUGGAAUAUAGCACAGUGCAGAAGGCUUCCAGGGAAGAACCCUACUACUCAUCUGUGGUGUUUGACUUCCAGAGUGAGGAUUCUAAGGCCAACAGGAUUCGCUCCCAGAGGACCCUGGAGCAGGAGACACAGUACAGCGUGAUCAAGAACACAUAAGUCUGUGUCACCAGCCCUACCAUCUGGAGGUCUCUGUGGGCCACAGAAGCCCAGGGACAGCCCCCAUAGCCCUCACCCACAUCCCACUCAGCCUGCUCCCCUGGACGGUCAUCAACAAGGCAGCUGGGCGCCAUCAGCCUGGCUGGCUUCCCUGACAAUGAGUGGGAAUGGGAUUCCAGUGGGGUCCCGCAAGGAACCCUCCAUCCCACCAGUUCUUGUCACAUCCUUCCUCUCUUCUCUGCUUCCUUCCAGCUGUAUGUGGAGAGUGGGAGUUCAGUCUCCCAUGUGGCUCUGAGAAAAGACGUGGCUCCCAUAGGAUAGUAUCUCCAAAUACCUUUAUAAAUCACAGCUCCAUGGAAGUGCCUGGGAUCACUGCGGCAUGGGGACAACUGGCGGAGAGCUCGGGAGAAUACAAAGGCCCUGAAGAUGGAGUCUCCCUUGUCUCAUGGACAAGGAUCCUGAAGCACAGAGAGAGCAGAGUCUUGUCCAUGCCUCCAGACCCAGUGGCACAUUUCUCUAGACUCUUAAUCUUACUUUUAAUGUUAAGACAUAUCAAGACAGUUUGAAAUAUCUUGAGAGAAGAAAAAAGUUAUUUAAGCCAUGCUUGCUAUGUGUCUGCAAUCCUGUAUUAAAGAAAACUCCCUUUUGAAGGCUGAAUAGUAUCCCAUUGUGAGGAUAUAUCACCCUAUGCUUAUCCUUUCAUCCAUCGAUAGACACGCGGUUGGUUUUCAUGUUUUAACGAUUGUGAAUAUGUUGCUAUAAACAUGGUAUUUAACUAUCUCUUUGAAACCCUGCUUUCCAUUCUUUUUAGGUAUAUACACAGAAGUAGAGCUGCUGAAUCAUUAGAUAAAUCUAUUUUUAAGCUUU